This is a messenger RNA of Acanthopagrus latus (yellowfin seabream), 8637 nucleotides long. Its product is annotated as phosphofurin acidic cluster sorting protein 1-like. Gene Ontology annotation, biological process: protein localization to plasma membrane. Gene Ontology annotation, molecular function: transmembrane transporter binding. Lineage: Eukaryota; Metazoa; Chordata; Actinopteri; Spariformes; Sparidae. The coding region runs from base 450 to 3170 and encodes 906 amino acids. The record is from RefSeq and is a predicted model, not a curated record. The transcript has 24 exons.
UCCUCUCUGAAGAGGCGUAGCUCGCUGCUCGCUGCUCAUUGUGCGACUUCGGCGAGAGAAAUUUCCGCUUCCUGCACCGAUAAACACCGACCAACACACGGCGGGCAGCCGCGAAGUUGAGGCGGAGAGAGAGGAGGGGGACACACACACACGCACGGAGCGGCCGCGGGGAGGGGGACUCACACCGCCUGUCGACGGCGACUGCGAUGUGUCCGCUACCGGGCGGCGAGUAGCGGCGGAACGGAUCAACUUUCCGCACGCAGUGUUUUUACGCGUUUGCAGCAGCGGGAGCCUGAACAAAAAAUAAGCUAAAGGGAAGCAGGAGGAGGAAGAGGAGGCGCUGAAAAAAAAGGGACAACACACAUACACACGGAGAACGCAGGCUACUACGGGUGUUCCUCCCUCGAGCUCCGCGUGAAAGCCCGUGUUUUCUCCUCGCAGCCUCCAGGAUGUCGGAGCGAGGAGGAGGGCUCCCGCGGACCGGGGGCGUCCCCUCGCCGCACAUGCAGCCCUCCAAGCCGGUCAGCAUCACCUCCAACCGGCCGGUCCACAUGAACCUGUACGCCACCUGGGAGGUGGACCGCUCCUCGCCCAGCUGCGUGCCGAGGUUGUUCAACCUGACUCUGAAGAAGCUGAUCAUGCUGAAGGAGCUGGAUAAAGACCUCACGUCUGUGGUCAUCGCCGUCAAACUGCAGGGCUCCAAGCGGAUCCUGCGCUCCAACGAGAUCCUGCUGUCCUCGGCGGGGCUGACGGAGACCGACCUGCAGCUCACCUUCUCCCUGCAGUACCCGCACUUCCUGAAGAGGGACGCCAACAAGCUUCAGAUCAUGCUGCAGCGACGGAAGCGCUACAAGAACCGGACCAUCCUGGGCUACAAGACCUUGGCCCUGGGCCUCAUCAACAUGGCCGAGGUGAUGCAGCACCCCAGCGAGGGGGCUCAGGUCCUGGGGCUGCACAGCCAGCUGAAAGACGCCUCGGUGCCCGUCGCCGAGAUCAGAGUCUACUCCCUGUCCAGCCAGCCGAUCGACCACGAGGGACCCAAAGCGAAGAUGUCUGAUCGCUCCCCAGACAUCGACAACUACUCUGAAGAGGAGGAGGAGAGCUACUCAUCAGAACAGGAAGGCAGCGACGACCCCAUUCAUGGACAGUAUCUCUUUGACGAGGAGGACGAGGUGAGGAAGAAGAAGCCGAGGCGUAAGCUCCCCUCCAACGCCGCCAUCACCAGACAACCCAACAUCAAGCAGAAGUUUGUCGCCUUGCUGAAAAGGUUUAAAGUCACAGAUGAGGUUGGUUUCGGCCUGGAGCACGUGUCCAGGGAGCAGAUCCAGGAGGUGGAGGAGGACCUGGACGAGCUCUACGACAGUCUGGAGAUGUACAACCCCAGCGACAGCGGGCCGGAGAUGGAGGAGACCGACAGCAUCCUCAGCACACCCAAACCUAAGCUGAGGCCGUUCUUUGAGGGGAUGUCGCAGUCCAGCUCGCAGACGGAGAUCGGCAGCCUGAACAGCAAAGGCAGUUUGGGUCGGGACCCUUUCAGUCCGCAGGGGGAGCAGCCGCCUCUAGAGAAGAUGAAAUCCUCCCGCAGCCGCAACCUGGAGGAGGCGCUGUCUGAGACCGACACACUGGAGCUGACAGACCAGGAGCUGUUUGCCGAGGUGGGCCCCAGCAUCAUGGUGUCCGUGGCAGAGAAACCCCGGACGCCUCUGAAGAGCAGCAAGAGUGAAACACAGGCCAUGCCGUCGCCAAGGUUGGACGGAGGCCACACACCCAGACAGAAGCGCGUCAGCACUCCCAUGAAGGAGCGACAGCUGUCCAAACCUCUGAGCGAGCGGACCAACAGCUCCGACUCGGAGAGAUCCCCGGAGCUGGGUCACAGCACCCCGCUGCUGAGGAAAGUGGUGUACGACCAGCUGAACCAGAUCUUGUUGUCGGACUCCGCACUCCCAGAGAGCCUCAUCUUGGUCAACGGCACCGACUGGCAGGGGCAGUACGUUGCAGAGCAGCUCCAGGUGCAGAGGUAUCCGGUGGUCUGCACGUGUUCGGCGGCCGAAAUCCAGGCGGUGCUGUCCGCCGUGCUCACCCGCAUCCAGAAAUUCUGUAACUGUAACUCGUCCAUGCCCAGAGCGGUGAAGGUGGCGGCGGUGGGCAGCCAGAGCUACCUGGGAGCCAUCCUGCAGUUCUUCGUCACCCAGCUCGCCAACAAGACGUCCGACUGGCUCAAUCACAUGCGCUUCCUGGUGGUGCCUCUGGGCUCCCACCCGGUCGCCAAGCACCUCGGCGCCCUCGACAAUCGCUACAGCUCCUCUUUCCUCGACGGAGCGUGGCGGGACGUGUUCAGCCGCUCCGAGCCGCCGCAGACGGACCAGUUGGAUGUAGCGGCAAGGAUCGCCCAGUACAUCAGCGGUGCCACGGUCACACACCAGCUGCCCAUCGCAGAGGCCAUGCUCACCUGCAAACACAGGACGCGAGAUGAAGACUCCUACCAGAAGUUUAUUCCUUUCAUAGGGGUUGUGAAGGUCGGUCUUAUCGAGUCUGGUCAGUCUCCAACAGGUGACACAGAUGAGGGCGUGGCAGUGAGCUUGGCUGUCCCCUCCACGUCUCCCCCCUCCCACGGCUCACCCACAGGGAUGAUUAAAGAGGCGGCCACGCCCCCCUCCUCCCCCUCCAUGGGCAGCGUGCUGACGGUACAAGGGAGCCCCAGUAUGUCUCACGGCGUGGACGCCAUCGGCCUGCAGGUGGACUACUGGCUGGCCUCGCUGGCUGAGAAGAGGCGGGAGGGCGAGCGGCGCGACACGGGCUGCAAGAACACGCUGAAGAGCGCCUUCCGCUCGCUGCAGGUCAGCAGGCUACCAGGCGGGGGCGGCAGCGAGCCGCAGGCCCAGGUCAGCACCAUGGCCAUGACCGUGGUCACCAAGGAGAAGAACAAGAAAGUUCCCACCAUCUUCCUGGGAAAGAAGCCAAAGGAGAGGGACGUGGACUCGAAGAGCCAGGUCAUCGAAGGCAUCAGCCGACUCAUCUGCUCCGCCAAGCAGCAGCAGACCAUCCUGAAAGUGUCCAUAGACGGCGUGGAGUGGAACGACGUGAAGUUCUUCCAGCUGGCCGCUCAGUGGCCGACUCACGUCAAAUACCUACCUGUCGGACUUUUUGGCUACAGCAAGCCUCCCUCCUAGGGCUGCGCACCCGCCGACUCCUCUCACCCUGACUUGACCUUCGUCUUUCCUCAAUCCCGUCACACAUUUGCGCAAAGACCCCGCCCCUCAGCACCUGCAGGGCUGAGAGAAGACGGGCUGGACUCAUUUCUUUCUUCAGUUUGGCUAAAGUCGGUUUGUUUCUCUUUUAGGAGGAAGAUGAGGAGGAGGAGGAGGGAGGUGUUGGGGUGCAGCGCCGUUACUCGUCACUUUAAUGCCCCUUUUUGGUGUGUGUUUCUUUGUGUGUGUGUGUGUGUGUGUGUGUGUGUGUGGCGAGUGUGUGGCGAGUGUGCAUGCACACGUGAAUGUACAUUGUGUGUGAGUGCGUGUGCGUCCACAAGGGGCUUACAGCACAAGUUUAUUAGCCAACUGCCAUUUACAUUUCCGUUCUAUGGAAUGCAACAGCAUGCGACGACUCGCCGAUUUCAAGCCCUUAAAUCCCGAAAACCCCUCAGUGUCACAACACCACCCCUCCCCCGAUCCACACGUGCAUGCUCCGAACUAACAGAUAACACCACUCAUGUGCCGGGGAAAAAAAAAUCUCAAAAUAAAGUAACACGACAGGGCUUCAGUGUUUUGCAUGAGCCAGUGAAAACACAAAGAAAACGUGUCCUCUGCUCACACACACAAAAAAAAGGUCUGCAUGUGAUGAAUUCCCUCCACAUGGUCGCAGAAGCCCCUUCACUAAACAGGCUCAUUCUGUCUUUACUUUAAUUUUCAAGGGCUUCCAUAUGAUUUAAAAAUAUUUUGUCUGUACCAAAAUAAAGUCAUUUGGAUGUCAAUGCCAAACGUUUCCUUUCAGAAAAGUAAAGAAAAAAAAAAACAAGAAACAAAAUGAUAUCUAUUAAAGGGGAAGUGUCUUUUUUUUAAAAAUUGUGCUCUAGUGAAAAAUAGUGAAAAAAGAAAAAAAAAAAACCUUCCCUUUAAAGUUGUCGUGUGAUGCGUAGUGUAACCGUUUUUGUGAAGAGUUCCAGGAUUUCAGGGCGGGAGCUGAUGUUAAUGUGCAGUUUUUCUUUCUCUUCUCAUUUGCUAUGCACUUAUGAAUACACAGCGUGAAAAAUAGAUGAAAAAGCAGAGCCGACUGAAUGUGCGACGUGUAACAACAAAAUGCAUAUUUAAACAGACAAAAACUCAGCGGUGCUGAUGAGAAAACGAUGGGAAACGUCCAAAAAAAUGGAAAUUAAAAUCAUUAUCUACUUAACAACAUUUUGAUGGAAAGUCAGGUGAAGUUUCGCAGUCCGCAAAACAUUUCUGGUGAAACAGCGUUGCAGCGUUCUCCUGAAUAACAGAAGUAGAUGGGGACUUCUUUUAAAAUGUAGAAAAGCAGCUGAAAAUAAACACAGCAUGGCUUCAUACAGCUCGUCUGCUGUGAUCCAAGUCUCCUGAACACAUGAUUUCAACACUGAUUUCAAUAGAUGUUAAUCAAUGUGGGAUCUCUGGGCUUCAGGAGACAUUUCCAAACGACCCGUGAAAUGUUUAGCGGAUGACGACACUACCUGAAUUUUCACUUUAAGGGUGACCUGUUCCUUUAAUCACCUGCAAUAAAAGCACAAUGCCGUUUGCCCCUAUUCGGUGAAAAACAGCGGACCUGUUUAAAAAUUUAUUUUUUUUAAGCGUCUCCUUAUUUCUCUUCUCCUGAACAACCUUCAUUUUAUCAGGAGUCAUUGCGGUUACUUUGGCACAGGUCUGCUUCUGGCUUUCUCUACGAUGUCGUGAGGUGAUUAGUGAGUGUACAGUAACUGGUAACGCGCGUGUGUGUGGUGAAAUAAACGUAAUGUUGUCAAAAACAAAAAUAGGAGGAAUACUUUUUCUACCAUGUGACCGAGGGCAUGCAAGAGUGUGUGUGUGUGUGUGCGUGUGUGUUGAUGAUGUCGUCGUCAUCGAUCAUCAGAUUAGGGCUGCAAAAGCUGCAGCGGUUGUCUUGUUUACGUUGUAGCUCGGCACAAGACGAACGCAGCUUUAUUUUUUUUUUUCCUCCCCACCACUAAACUACACUUUUAAAACCUUCAACAAAAUCUGCUUAUUUUUAUUCAAGCGAUUUGAUUCUUUACAAAUCCAAGAAUGUAUCUUCAACAGCAGCAGUUCGUGAUGAUGGUUCUAAAAAGCCGCGGGAGCUCUGCCUUGUGUCGCCUACAUCGUAACGCUCUCCAUCUCCAGUCAAGUAUUAGCAAGAUUUUUUUCUGUUUUUUAAUAGUGUUAAUGCCAACGUCUCUUUUUGAAAGUAGAUUAGGGGAUUUUUCGGUAUUCCAGUGUUACAUUUGUGGCGUCAGCAGCACGUCUCGGCCUCGUCUUUCUGUCCGACAGCACCCAUGAUGUGAGGUUUUCACAGCGAACGGUGUCUGGCAGCUCGUACGUCACCGUCUCGACUGAGUCUUAGGGCACAUGAAAAGUUAUGUGUCACUGUAAUUGAAUAAAUUGGUGUUAUUUGGCCUGAAGAAAAACCUAAUGUUCCUCACUUGUGUUGCUGACGAACAGCGAAGGGCUCGACAGACGGACUGACUGACGGGUCACUGAAUAUCAGUGAGCGUUGAUGUACUGUAGUUUCAUGUUGAGGUCGCUUCAUCAUUUCAUUCCAAAAUACCAACACUUGCUCUUACAAAUGUGUUUUAUUGGCAUAAUUUGCUGUUUUGAAACUGAACUGAAUGUUACGACCUUUGCAAGGAAAAAUCUUGGUGCCACUUCAGAAUAACACGUACUUAGAGAAUGUUCUUAAUUGGCCGCUAAUGGUUUCAUUAAAAGUUCCACAUCGUGCUCAUUGUCAGAUUGGGUGUUUACUGGACAAAUGUUUACGUGCUCAAUGCUGAAAAACACGUUAUUUUUCUCACACUGUCCAUUGCUGCAGCACCACUAUUCACCCUCUGUUUUCUAGCUCGGGUCUCUGUAAGACCACACCUCCUGAAAAUCCCAUUGGUCAGCUGUCACAAGCCUGAACAGACUCCACCCAACAGCCUAAUUCACUGUCUCUGAAUUGAGCCUGUGUACAUUUCUCUAAGGAGCAGCGUUUUGAUACUUUAUACAGUAUUUAUACAGCAUAUAGUGCUGGUUUAUAAUUUAGAAAAAACAGAAAUCUCAAUUUCUAUGAAAAAAAUAAUAAUAAUAAUGUUUGGGUUGCCAGGAUGUAGAUUACAGUGUAUUUACAUACCCCAAAGAUGUGUUUUAUUACUCAACUCUUCAGUGUCUUUCAAGCCUGUUGAGCAUUUCAGUAUCUUUAACCUCAUUGUUUUGGUUAGUGAGCGUGCAGUUUAACUCUUUUGUUUCAAUCUCGUGGCUUUAAUCAGCCUCUUUUUCCAGGCGAUUUUAACUGAAAGAGCUCUACAAACCCAACUGUGCACAACCUUCCCUGCACCAAAGGGAAGACAAAGAAAGUUAGCAACUAGCCUGGGAACUUUGUGGAAGUUUUAGCAGCUAAAGAGACAGAUGUUUACUUCCCUGAGCUAAAAGAAGGGUGAAUAUUGGGCAUAGGUAGCCACAAACUUGCAUCAAUCUGAACAAUAAUGUAACUUUACAACAUCAACUUUUUGCAAAAUUGCACACAGUAAUAAACUGCUUUAAGUUUAAACAUCAGUAGGUCAUUAUAAAAAGGUUUUUUCCUGCUAUUUACAUCAAGUCAUUAGGCCUGUCCUUGUUUGUGAUCACAGGUAUAACAACUUAUAAGGAAGGUAUGUGUUGUAAUUUAGCAGGAUUGUAGACUGUAGAUGAACCAAAAGGAUCCUUCAACAAAACCUGGCAACCCAAAACUGAAGCACUUCCUGCUGAUCUACUUCAAUAUGUUGACAUUUUCCACCUGUCAGACAAACCGACAAGUGCUGCUAACUUUAGCUCUCGUUAGCUAGUUAGCUCAGUUAGCUAGUUAGCGCAGUUAGCUAGUUAGCUCAGUUAGCGGAGCCAGCCAGCGCCUCUGUUGGCUGACUCUGGGAGCUUGGAGCACCGAGGGGAGCGUCGGUGUUGUUUACAGUCGUAACAAAGCGGCGAGCUAUUUAGCAUUCUAUAACUACGAUACUAUGAUACUUCAGCAACAACAUGCAAAUAUUUAUAAUAUUUUUCAUUCAAAUUCUUCCACAGUUUAAUCUUUAACGAACUCAUUAGUGACAGCUGAGAACACUUUUUAGGUCAAGUAUGCUUUAUUAUGAAUGGGUACCACUUUUUGAAUAAGAUAAAUAAAUUAAGAUUUCAAAAAGAAAUUUCUCCGACAGUUACAUAACAUUUUGGAAUGAAAUGCCUGAUUUAUUUUUUUUAUUUUCAUUGAACUAACUAAGGAGGGUCCGUGAUCUCGUGUCUGCUUUUAGAGACGACCUCUUCUAACUCAAAAUGCUCUCUGCCUUGUAGUGUUGUUAGACUCAUUAUUCGCAACGAUGUGAAUCCAAACGACUUUUUCCUAAAUUUGUGUGAAGUCGUAGCGUAUCGACGCCUCUUUUGCUCGCAGGUGAAGAAAGGUCAGCUGACUCGGAAAUGCUCUGAAAAGAGAGGCAUUAAAAAAAAAAACAAAAUCACUGCCAAAACUACAAUGUGAAGAACUUGUGAUUAUGUUAAGAUAGAUUUGUGGUGUUUUUUUUGAGGGGGGGGGGUUGCUGAUAACACAUUAACAACAAAGUGAUCCUUGCCAUGUAGUCAUCAUUUCAGUAUUCGGAGGAACUGAAUGCUUUUUUUUUUUUUUUUAAUUUAACAGCCACGUUCAGCAGCUUAUUCCUUGUCUUUACGUCAUCUUUCCUGCUCAUUCUUACCGUUUACAUGUUUUUCUAGAGUCUCUUUGAAAAUGCUGGUUGGUCUCUCUGUAAGUCUUGAACCUUCUUCCUGUGUGUUUUUACCUGUAUCUGUACCUGUGUGUGUGUGUGUGUGUGUUUGUUCGUGCCGGUGUAACAGUGGUUCCUCUGUCCUUGACUAGUCGUGGUUAGAGAUUAGGAGCUGUUUGGUCCGUCAAUAAUCUCCGUCAGUGAUCAGCAGUGUCUUUUCUCUCCACUGUCCAGAUAUACUGUGUGUCCCUCUGAUGAUGACAGUCUUCACCAGGCUUCCACAAGCUUAGCUUCAAUGAUAUUGUCCCCAUUGCCUCACAGCUUGUACAUUUUUGCUGUCUGUCCUCACGGGAACAAGAUUUGCCUACGAAAGCAGUAGAUUUUCUGCCUGACGAGCUCCUGCUCAGAGCAGAGCGUCCCCUAAGCUUGUGGACUCGUGGAGAGUAUUUUUGCACAUGCCAUUGUUUCUUCAGCAGCAGUCUUCAGCUUUUUUGCCUUUUGCCUAUAACAAUAAUUAUAAUAAACUUUAAUGCUUGUACAUAUCAGAUAGUACUUGUUAUAUUGUAUUCUAGUUUGUUUUCUUGUUUUUCUUGAUUUGACAUGUUUUGUAGUACUGCUUUUUCAUGAUUACGUUUGUCAAAUCAAGCAGAUGUGGGAUGAAAAGUGGAAGUGUUUAUUGUUUCAUUUGUUUUUUAAAAUAAAAAUAUUCCUGAUUUGUA